CGCAGACUCUCCGAAUUUUUGCUGGAAACUCUUUUAUAACCCUCUACUCUCAUCUAGGUAAGAUUUUCGAACCCAACAACCCCUCAUUUCUGACACCCGACAACCCGAGAUUCAACAAACAUGGCACCUCAAUUGCUCGCGAUAUGGCGCCAAUCGGCCGCCCGAAAGGUUCCAAAGACAAGCCUCGCCGUCCGGGAGCGCCCAAGCGUGGACAUCCCCAGGGUAGCACGAAGCGCGCAGACGUUCAAAGUCGAAAGGCUUUGCAUCCGUCUCAGGAUCACACGUUGAUCCUCCCAAGAGUAAGUCCUUCCUGUUGUGUGGCAUAG
Molecule: messenger RNA, 326 nt
Organism: Laccaria bicolor S238N-H82
Lineage: Eukaryota; Fungi; Basidiomycota; Agaricomycetes; Agaricales; Hydnangiaceae
Exons: 1
Coding region: 144-326 (60 amino acids)
Source: RefSeq, a predicted model, not a curated record